AUGAACAAGAUCGAGCUAGGGGUUGCUGCCUCUUUCACCAUCUCCAGUGUCCUGAAGGACUCGAUCACGUUCUGGUUGAAGAGGAUGGGACUGUGUGGGGGCUUACAAGAAGCAGGAUAUGAUCUCGUGAUAAGGGAGCUUUUCGUGCCCGAUGCCUUUGCUCAUGGCACCCUCAACGUGGCGCUCCUGCAUCUCCCCGACUGGCUCUCGCAUUCCGACCCGCUAGCGUUAGAAGGGAAGUUGAACCUUUUCCUCGCGCAGAUGCGGACGCAGAUGCCGCAGUGCGGACGAUGCGGCGGAUCCAGAUGCGGAUCCAGAUGCGGAUCCAGUGAUGCGGAUCCCUCAGAUGAUCCCUCAGAUCUGACACGAACAGCGUGUGCGCGGAUCCUCGGAGUCCCGGCUGCUCGGAGUCCUGCUCGGAGAGAGUCUGCCCUGGAGUCUGCCGGGAUCAUCGCAGGGAUCAUCUCAGAGGGCAGUGACCGCACCGUGUACUGGAAACUUGAGGUUGAGGGGAAGUAUGCAGCUGCUGCAGGCGUCUUUUCCAUGCGCUUUGUGCUGGUAACAUGGAUGAGCAUCAAAGAACAGGGGAAUGUGGUCAGGCAGCAUGCGAACAAAUACCAUCUGCCGCCACGCAAGCCGCUCAAGCCGCAGAGGCCUUUGGAGCGUCAGAGCUUCAGGCAGUACCCCAGGCUCAAAAUGCUGCCCUUUCACGUCGAGAACUGCCAAGAUUGGAGGAUUCAGAACAAUUAA
Guillardia theta CCMP2712 is the source of this 750-nucleotide messenger RNA. RefSeq lists its product as hypothetical. The record is from RefSeq and is a predicted model, not a curated record. The transcript is spliced from 3 exons. The coding region runs from base 1 to 750 and encodes 249 amino acids. Lineage: Eukaryota; Cryptophyceae; Pyrenomonadales; Geminigeraceae.